Molecule: messenger RNA, 6053 nt
Organism: Sitophilus oryzae (rice weevil)
Lineage: Eukaryota; Metazoa; Arthropoda; Insecta; Coleoptera; Curculionidae
Product: cadherin-23
Exons: 23
Coding region: 230-5914 (1894 amino acids)
Biological process (GO): homophilic cell-cell adhesion
Cellular component (GO): plasma membrane; catenin complex
Molecular function (GO): calcium ion binding; cadherin binding
Source: RefSeq, a predicted model, not a curated record
CGUAGUGCAUGUGCUGAUGGAUCUUCACCGAAUUCUUCGUGUGUUUAUAGUCUAGGUGAUCUAAGUGGUGCAAAUAAUUCUGCAGAGUUUACAGGGUGAUAUAAGAGAACAACACUAUGAGGUACAAAAUAUCCAGAAUCCUCCACAUACUCCCAAAAAACACCUUCAAAUAAAGGAAAACCAAAUAUAGAAACAGAAUCAACGACUUUACAGGCCAUACAAAUUUCGAAUGCAAGAAACGAACAUGCCAAUGAAGAACUUCCUGAGAACAUUCACCGGAUUUUUCGUGAAAAUCAAGUUUAAACCGGCACGGAUCAGUGUUAGUUUUAGUGUUUACGUUGUGUUGUGUUUGCUGAUUGUUCGUGUGGAAAGGUGCACGUGCAAUAGACCGCCAAGAUUUCUUAUUGAUGGCCAAACUGAGAUCGUUUUAAGACUGAAAGAAGGCAAAGAAACGCCGAUAGGGUCUCUGCUGUACAAACUGAAGGCCUACGACCCUGACAGUGACAGACUAUCAUUUGGAGUACAAUCAUCCCCGGGAAGUGACGUCAUAGUGGUAGAAAGCACAUCGAACAGCGAAGCCAAUAUUUAUUUAAACACCCUACUUGAUAGAGAGGAAAAAGAUGAAUACGCUCUAGUCCUUACAUUAACUGAUGGAAAGCUAGGAACGGGAAACUACAUCACUCAGAGCCUUCUUCUAUUGGUAGAAGAUGUCAACGACAACGCCCCGGUGUUCAAAAACCACCAAACCUCAAUUUUACUUCGAGAAGAUGCCCCUCCAGGCAUCAUAGCCCAUCUGGAAGCCACUGAUGCUGACGAAGGUCCGUAUGGUCAAGUACUCUACCAUCCAGGAGCUGACGUUGACAGGAACUUGUUCAGCGUCAGUACUGUUGGAGAAAAAGCCAUAGUCAGACUCAUUGGUAGUUUAAACUAUGAGAAACAGACAGUACAUCAACUGAAGGUUCUGGCAGUCGAUAGGGCCAAAGAAGGACGUGUUAAUACAGGAACUGCAGUGAUUUUGGUGAAGGUUGAAGACGUUGAAGAUCAACCUCCUGAGUUUUUAAAGGUUAUUCCUAUAGCCAGGGUAGAAGAAAAUGGCCCUAUUGGUACUGUAGUUCUUCAAGUUACUGCCGUUGAUGGGGACAGAGGUAUAGACAACAAAAUCUCAUAUUCCAUUGCUUCAAACAACAUAGAUCAAAGUCAUGAUCCUUUUAAAAUUGACAAGAACUCUGGAAAAGUCAUGACUAAUGCAGUUUUGGACAGAGAAUCAAUGCCUUUAGGUUCAAACUCCCACAUCCUUCAAAUCAUUGCUACAGAAGUGGGAAGCAGAAUCAAGCCACCUGCUUCAGCAAGUACUGAAGUGACUAUAAUGAUUACUGACGUCAAUGACGAGGUUCCUACGUUCAAAAGCGAACUUUAUGAAUGUGAAAUUGCUGAAAAUGCACCAAAGAACACUCCUCUAACUUUCCUAGGCAAUUCUUUACCAGAAGUCUAUGAUUAUGAUCAAGGUAUCAACGGUACCUUCCAAAUGUACGUCAAAAAUGCCAAAGAUUUAUUCGAACUGACCCCUAACAAAGCUACCAACGAAGCUACAUUCACUAUUAAAGUCAAAAACAGUACUGCACUGGACUACGAAAGAAUAAAACUACUAAACUUCACGAUUGUAGCGAAGGAAGUAGUUAAAGUCAGUCCUAAAUCCAGUGAAGUACCAGUUAUAGUACAUAUUUUAGAUAGAAACGAUAACUAUCCCGAAUUUACAAAGACUUCUUAUGAAGUUUGGGUGCCAGAAAAUUGCGAGGUUGGUACUACCGUAGCCUGGGUGCAAGCGCUUGAUGAUGAUUCUGGAUCGUUUGGCACAACUGGUGUGAGAUAUACUAACAUUGCUGGAAGUAUUUCGAAUUUAUUAAACCUCCAUCCAGUGACUGGAAUUAUCACUGUAAAACUGGAUGGAGGACCCUCAUGGGACAGAGAACAAGUCUCAAGACAUUAUUUGACAGUUGAAGCCCGAGACGACUUAGGAAAUGGAAACAGAAACACCGUACAGCUUAUUAUUAACAUAGAGGAUGAAAACGACAACAAUCCGGUGUUUGUUCAGACUAAAUACGAAGCUAGGUUACUGGAAAACAAGAAAAACUUCGAGGCAGUGCUUAAAGUUGAGGCUAGAGAUGCUGAUCUGAAUGGUACAAAAAACAGCGAAAUUGAAUACCUACUGUUCGGAGAACUCCACCAAAACUUCACUAUAGACCCUGUAACCGGCAUAAUCAAACCCAAGCACCCGAUUGACUUUGAAAACAUCGAAGGACCAGAAGAGGAAAAUGUCAGAAUACUUUACCUUACUGUCAGAGCUAGAGACCACGGGACUCCGAGCCUCUACAACGAGGUUUCUUUGCAUAUAUACAUAGAAGACGUAAAUGACAAUGCUCCGUUCUUUGAUUAUGUUUUUUACAAUGCUUCUAUACCAGAAGACGCGGAAGGUGGUACCCAAAUCAUACAAGUGGAAGCAUUUGACCUGGAUGGAUCGUCACCAAACAAUCGAAUAGUUUACCGGAUUCAAACAGGAGCCCUUGAUAAGUUUGUGAUCGAUUCUGAAACAGGUGUUAUAUCAGUUGCAAGUGGUGCAAAUCUGGAUCCAGAUCUGUCACAACCUAGAAAAAGCCUCUAUUCUCUAAACGUUUUGGCUCUGGAUGGCGGUCAAGGCGAAAAUCAACUCCACGCAGCUGUCACAGUAGAAAUUCUGAUUCAAGAUGUAAAUAAUAAGAAUCCUGAGCUUCUGGAUAUAGAAGAUUUGUCAGUGGAAGAGAACACCCCUGUUGGAACUGUCAUAGCCAAAAUACGGGCUAGAGAUCCAGACGAAACAGCCAAGUUGAUUUACAUGCUCGACCAAGACAAUUGUCAAGCAAAAAACGAGCGAGAUAUUCUUUUAAAAGCUGAUGAUAUUAAAUGCGUUAGUUAUUUCAAUUUGGAACCUUCCUCUGGAGUCCUAAGCGUUGCCAAACAGAUUGACAGGGAAGAAAUUGAUAUGUUCCGGGUCAGUGUGAUCGUUUCAGAUGAGAAUUCUGACACAGGACAACAAAUAGACUCGGCUACUUUUAAAAUUCAGAUUGAGGAUGUUAACGAUAAUAACCCUAAGUUUACCCAACCCUUCUACAAAUUCAGCGUGCAAGAGAACGGCAAGAAUGGUAUUUUAAUCGGCACAGUUAGAGCAAUAGACCCAGACAAAAACAAAACAAUAUUUUACAAGAUCGAGGGCAAACAGCUGAAUAACAAUUUAGUUCACUUGGAUAGCAGUUCUGGAGAUCUGGUAGUCGCUAGCAAGAUCGACCGAGAAACUCAUCAAUGGCUAAAUUUUACUAUUAAGGCCAUCGACUCUGGAGUACCCACUCGUUCAACACGCUCAGAAGUCCUUGUACAAAUUCUAGAUGAAAACGAUAAUAAUCCUGAAUUUGAUCCUGAACCCAAAGCACUCGUUAUACUUGAAAAUAUUCAGCCAGGCAGUAAAAUAAGUACAAUUAGAGCUACAGACGCUGACUCGGGAGAGUAUGGUAAAAUAACUUAUAUCCUGGAUAGAGUAUCGUCUCAAGGAAAAUUUGCCAUUGACAGUGACAGUGGAGUAUUAAGGGUAGCUGAAGAACUAGACAGAGAAGACAGAGCUUCCUAUAUGCUUAUUAUAGAAGCUUGGGAUAACUAUCAAUAUGGUUUCAACGCUAGAGAAAGCAGAAAUGCUUUUAAACAUCUUAAUGUCACUCUCUUGGACGUAAACGAUAACACACCAGAACUAGUAGUCGAAACAGGCUGUAUUAACAUCACAGAAUUCCAGGAAGUCAACCAGCCCAUUACUCUAGCCCAUGCCUCAGAUGAUGAUGACCCCAACACUCCAAAUGGCCAGGUUAUAAUCGAUAUAUCCGAUGGAAACACUGAAGAUUUAUUUGAAUUGUACCAGGUGUCUGAGUGGUCGUCUCAGAUCAGAACUAGAAGUUCUUUGAGGGGUCGACAUGGGAACUAUACCUUGAUACUUAGGGCUCAGGAUUUAGGGAACCCUAGUUUACUAACUGAAGAAGCUGUAAGGAUAUGCGUGAUGGAUUAUAACGACCAUCCUCCAGUUUUUGUAUCUCCUCCACAUAAUUCGACUCUACGUGUCCCAGAGAAUGCUACAGUGGGCAGUGCCUUAGUGCAAAUAAUAGCCACAGAUGAAGAUGUAGGUCGUAAUGGGGCUGUUAGAUACAAACUAAAGACUGACCCAGCUGGUCAUUGGAGAACAUUCACUCUACAGGCUGUUUCAGGAAUAUUAGAGCUACGAUUACCUUUAGACAGGAAAAAACAAAAAAUAUUUGACAUUCGUGUUGAAGCUUACGAUUUAGGCAUGCCCACACCUUUAAGUUCUGACCUGGAUUUAACCGUCUAUGUUAGUGAUAUUAAUGAAUACCAACCCCAGUUUGUUGAAGAUGAAUAUGUCAUAGAAUUUACCGAAAACGAAGAUCCAGGAAUUGAAAUUAAGACUCUCCCAAAAACUAUCGAUCGUGAUGAGCUGGAAUAUGAAGGACCUCCUGCUCCUGUAUGUUAUUUUAUUGUUGCUGGGAAUGAAAACGAAAUAUUUUAUUUACAUCCUUUUGAACACACGGUCCAAGUAACCCAACCACUCGACAGGGAAGAACAAGAUCUUUACUUACUAUUGGUCAAAGCCACAGAAGACUGUUCACAUCCUCCUUCAGUCGAACAUUUCUUUGACGUAAACGAUGACACUCAAUUAAAGGUCAUAGUGAGAGUAAAAGACGUCAAUGACAAUGCUCCAAGAUUUACCAGAAGAGUUUUCACUGGAGGUGUCAGCACUGCAACUUCCUUCGGCACCAAGUUCAUGCAAGUCAAAGCAGAAGACCCAGACGACGGUCAAAACGCUCUUUUAUCAUAUUACCUCGUUGGCAAAGUCCAAAUGACUCUUACAGAAGGUCUGGAUAGUCUUUCCAGAGUCCCGUUCAUUGUAGAAAAAGAUUCUGGAGAAGUCCAGUUAAAUUUCGAUCCCCAGCAAGGCAUGAAAGGAUACUUUGACUUUAUGGUGGUUGUUAAUGAUACUGGAGGACUCCAAGACACUGCUAGAGUAUUUAUUUACUUACUCAGAGAGGAUCAGAGGGUUAGAUUUGUGCUGAGACAACAUGCACCAGAUUUAAGAGAAAAAAUCGAAGUUUUCAGAGAUGUGCUAGGUAAUGUUACUGGUGCUAUAGUUAACAUAGACGAGUUCAGAAUUCAUGCCAAUCACGAUGGGACAGUUGACAAGACUAGAACUGACUUGUAUUUACAUCUGGUCGACAGGAAAGACAAUUCUAUUUUGGAAGUAGGAGAUGUUUUGAGAUUGGUAGACCAAAACACUGAAAGACUUGACGCUUUGUUUAAAGAUUUUAAUGUUCUGGAUACACAACCUGGAGGGAGUCUUGCUUUGAGAUCCAAAAUGCAGAGUGCUGGGACCACUUUCUGGCUUUCAGCUACUUCCUUAUUUCUUCUUUUGUUAUUGUUGCUAUGUUUGGCAUUGUGUAUCAACCAAAGACAAAGUUACCAGAGGAAAUUGAAGGCUGCCACCGCCACAGCUUAUGUUCGCGCAGACUCGGAGAUAGAUGGAAGAGGUCUGAGUAUAUUAAGUGGAAGGGUUCCUAACACAAAUAAGCACAGUAUGGAAGGUAGCAACCCCAUAUGGUUGAAAGCCUACGAAAACGAGUGGUACAAGAACUCAGAGGACGUGAGUAACACGUCGGAUCACGAUUCUCUGGAUGAAAACGUUGUUUGUGAUGACUGCGUGUCCAUUGACCGAACUACAUCAUCUCCGGUGGAUUCGGGGCAGGAUCAGCAAUUCGUAAGGCAGCAAAACAUUUACCACAGCAUGCCUGCUCCAAUUCCACAACCGAGGAAGCUAGAGACGACUGAAUUAUGAUUUUUGACGACGAUUCGACAAAAGUUUGUCAUAAAUAAGGUGGAACCUUUAGAGAAUAUUAUUAAAGGAGGAUUUGGAGUAAAUGAAUGAGGAAAUACAACGACAAUAAAGAAAAUUGAAACGAACUAAGAUUUAGUGU